AUGAAUAGCAAAGUUGUCUAUAUCGUAUCCGCAGUGUCAAUCAUGACGACGGCCUUGGCCGCUAGUUUACCUGGAAGUAAUGUUUGCACUCAGGGCCCUUCAUAUUGGUGCGCAUCGGAAGCAAAUGCAGCUGAAUGUAACUUUGAAAAUCCUGAAGCGAAUUGCUUGAAGUAUUGCGAGGAUAUUAACAACAGUCCAUAUUGUACCGACGACAUCCUUGAACUACAGCCGGAAGAGUCUCCACUCAUUGGGGCAGAUCCAUGUACUUGGGGACCCAGCUACUGGUGUACCAGUGAAGAGAACGCAAGUGAGUGUGGUUUUAAUAAUCCCGAGUCGGAGUGCCAGAAAUAUUGCGCCGACCUGGACGAUUCUCCCUUCUGUCCACCAAUGGAUGGAUCUGAUCCAUGUACUUGGGGACCUAACUACUGGUGUGCCAGUGCAGAUAAUGCCGAGGAGUGUAAGCUGGAAAAUCCCGAAACUGAAUGUCAAAAGUACUGUGACGAUCUGGUAGACUCCCCUUUCUGUUCGGCACCAAUAGGGUCUGACUCGUGCACACAGGGACCCAGCUACUGGUGUGCAACCGAUGCGAAGGCCGAAGAGUGUCAGCUUGAGAACCCUGACAUAGAGUGUCAAAAGUACUGUGGCGAUCUGGAGGAUUCGCCUUACUGCGAUGCACCACUGGUAGGUACCGACUUUUGUACGCAGGGACCCAGCUACUGGUGUGCAAGCGAAGCGAAUGCUGAAGAGUGUCAGUUUGAGAACCCUGAGACCGAGUGUCACAAGUACUGUACUGAUCUUAAUGAUUCUCCAUUCUGUCAGAAGUAA
Molecule: messenger RNA, 825 nt
Organism: Sphaeroforma arctica JP610
Lineage: Eukaryota; Ichthyosporea; Ichthyophonida
Exons: 1
Coding region: 1-825 (274 amino acids)
Source: RefSeq, a predicted model, not a curated record